CAAUUGGUCAAAAUUAUUAAUAAAAAAAUUAAUAAAUUUAGAUUCAGAAACAUUCAAACACUUUAAGAAGUGGCAAAUGAUCAAACGCUCUGCUGCUUCCGCAGCCGCCGCUGCUGUCGCAUCUGCUUCUUCCCUUCGUCCGCCGUUUUUCACCCAAAUCCAACAUCACAAUCAACAGUACGUCAACGAUCUCAUCAGCAGCCUCUGCAAGCAGUAUCGCUUCCGCGACGCCCUCGGCGCCUUCUACUCUCUCCCUCCUCACCUCCACCUCUUCCCCUCGACCUACGCCACCCUCUUCCUCGCAUGCUCGGACCUCCGCUCCCUCGCCGAUGUCCGACGCCUCCAUCGCCACCUCGUCGCCUCCCCCUGCCUCCCCGACACCAUCCUCCACAAUCACAUCCUCAACGCCUACGGUAAAUGCGGCGCUCCCGACGAUGCCCGCCGCCUGUUCGACGAAAUGCCGAACAGGAAUCGCGUCUCUUGGACCUCCAUCAUCUCUGGUUGCUCGCAGAACAGCCGCGACCUCGACGCCGUGGUGCUCUAUCUCGGCAUGCUCCGCUCGGGGUUGCACCCCGAUCACUUCGCGCUGGGAAACGUCGUCAGAGCAUGCUCCGGCCUGGCCGACGUCCAACUGGGAAGGCAGCUCCACUGCCACGCAGUGAAAUCGAACUGCGGUGGAGAUAAGCUCGUACAGAAUGCUCUUGUCACCAUGUAUGCGAGGUUGGAUAGGAUCGAUGAUGCAGCUUUAGUGUUUGAAUCAAUUAAAGAGAAAGAUCCAGUUUCAUGGGGGUCGAUGAUUGCUGCCUUUGCUCAGCAGGGUUAUGAGAUGGAAGCUCUGCAUCUUUUCAGAGAGAUGAUCUGUUCAGGUAUUCAUUACCCCAAUGAAUUCCAUUUUGGCAGUGCAUUUAGUGCUUGCGGAAAUAUCAAAAAUUUGCAGUAUGGUGAGCAAAUGCAUGGCAUUUGCUACAAGUUUGGGUAUGAAAGGAAUGAAUUUGCUGGAUCUUCACUGAGUGAAAUGUAUGCUCAAUGUGGAUUGUUAGAUCGCACAAAGAAGGUGUUUAAUGAGAUAAAAAUGCCUGAUCUAGUUUCAUGGAAUUCUAUACUGAGUGCAUGCUCUUCUCUAGGUCUAUCUGAUGAAGCAUUUCAGUUGUUCUCCGAGAUGAGAGAUAUUGGUGUAGAACCCGAUGAUAUCACCAUUCGAUGUUUGCUUUGUGCUUGUACAGACUGUGAUUCUUUACUGAAAGGAGAAAUGAUCCAUUCUCAUGCAGUGAAAUUGGGUUGGGAUGAAAAUAUUGCUGUUUUCAAUUCUCUCCUUAUGAUGCACUCAAAGUGUUCAGGUUUGUCAACAGCAAUCAAACUUUUUGAAGAGAUGAAGGAUCGAGAUCGUGUUUCUUGGAAUACAAUUCUUUCUGCAUGCUUGCAACACCAGCAAUCAAAAGAAGUCUUCUCAUUUAUAAAUCUCAUGCAAAAUUCAGAGUUCAAAUUUGACCAGAUUACGUUGAACGCUAUACUCAAUGCUUGCGCCGACUUGGCUUAUUUAGAUAUGGGCAGUCAGGUUCAUGCCUAUGCGCUGAAAGUUGGACUGGAAUUUGACACAAUGGUACGCAAUGCUAUAAUUGAUACCUAUGCAAAAUGUGGUAGCUUAGAAGAUGCAAGAAAGUUAUUUGAUUUGGUAGGUGAUAGAAAUGAUGUAUUCUCUUGGAGUAGUUUGAUUCUUGGGUAUGCUCAAUAUGGGCAUGCAAAAGAAUCUCUUGAGUUGUUUUGGCAUAUGCAAAGUUUGGGUCUCAAACCAAAUCACGUUACCUAUGUCAGUGUCCUUACAGCUUGUAGUCAUGUCGGUCUAAUAGAUCAAGGACUACGUUACUUUAAUAUGAUGGAAAUUGUACAUGGAAUUGAGCCUACAAAAGAACAUUGUUCAUGUGUCAUCGAUAUGCUUGCUCGCGCUGGAAGAUUAAAUGAUGCAGAAAAGUUCAUCAAUCAAAUGCCUUUUAAACCAGAUGUCAUUAUGUGGAAGACUAUCCUAGCUGCUUGUAGGAUACAUGGUAAUGCAGAAAUUGGAAGAAAUGCUGCAGAAAGCAUAUUGAGGAUUGAUCCACAAAAUUCUGGAGCUUAUGCCUUAUUAUGCAGCAUCUAUUCUUCGUCUGGAAGUUGGGAUGACGUUGCAAGGUUAAGGAAGGUGAUGAAAAGCAACAGCGUUAAGAAAUUGCCUGGUAAGAGUUGGAUUAAGCUGAAGGGAGAUGUACAUUCUUUCAUAGCAGAAGAUACUUCACACCAACAAUCAGAAGGCAUAUAUCAAAUGUUAGAGCUGUUGGGAUUAGAGAUGGUUGAUUACAACUUUGAUCUUGGACAACUAAAUCUGCAUGAUUAGAUUAAAGCACUCAACGAAGAAAACAUUUUACCAAUGAUUUUCUGCGGGAAAUUGCAUUUAGACAUGAUGCACCGUAUAACUCAAACCAUACAACGUUUGCAGUAGCAUCAGGCACUGCAGGUUAUUGCACGAUUUGUGUAAUCAUUCGGAUAACCGGGAUAUCCUCAGAAUGAAUGCCAUUGCAAUUGCAGCUACAUUAACAGCGGUUUGCUGAUUUGUCAUCAAGUUCAUAAAAUGUGGCACCAGACAGUGGAUUAGGACAUCAAUGAGAUGAAAGAUUUACUUUGUCCAAAUACUUCAAUAUUUCUCCACAUAACUUUAUGACUGGGAUUCUGUAUUUAGUGAUGAGUUCAUGUUGAAGAUCACUUUGGUGUUUGAUGAUGUUUUGUUCAGUCUGUAAUUGAAGAUGGAAAAAUUGGAGAAACCAACGCUGAAGUUGGAUUACAAUGGGUGGAUUGCGAUAAAGAUAGCAAUGAGGUAAAUCAAAAAGUCCGUCGGCCUACUGGAGGAAUUUUCUAUGAUGCAUCACAACUGAAAUUCAAUCCUUAAUUAUAUGCUCAGAAGGCCUAACCGUUAUCGCAUAAGUUAAUACAUAUCUUUUGGGGUGGAAGUAACAAUCCCACAAUAGCAAUGGAACUUUUUCCGACCACAAGCACAAGUUUUAACACUUGUACAAUGCUCGUUAAAUUUUUUUUUUUUUUGUUUGGGGAUCAUAAUGUCAUUAUCAGACAGUAAAUAC
This is a messenger RNA of Zingiber officinale, 3107 nucleotides long. RefSeq names its product pentatricopeptide repeat-containing protein At3g53360, mitochondrial-like. The transcript has 4 exons. Bases 77 to 2368 code for a protein of 763 amino acids. Lineage: Eukaryota; Viridiplantae; Streptophyta; Magnoliopsida; Zingiberales; Zingiberaceae. Gene Ontology annotation, biological process: RNA modification. Gene Ontology annotation, molecular function: RNA binding; protein binding. The record is from RefSeq and is a predicted model, not a curated record.